AUCUAAGCCGCCAAAGAUAUUUUUAUCUGAAAAUUCGAGUACUUUCCAGCAAAAAUCAAAUCUUUUCGUCAAAAUCCCAUUUUCCCUCCUUUGAUAUCUAUCUACAAAAUUUUUAAAUUAUUACCAUAGUAAUCCCUCUCAGCAAACUGGACCUUAACUCCGCCUUUUUACCUCUCCUAUAAAUAAGCUUCCAUUUCACACACGAACUGAGAUUGGAAGGGUGACUAGGUUUUUUUUUGUCUGCUUAUAAUACUACCUUGGAUUCCUUUUUACAACACCAGUUUCAACAACUAUUUAAUUCUUUGCCUUUUCUCCUAAGGUUUGCCCUCAAUUUAUAUUCAUAGAUUCUCAGUUCAUUGGGAUUGUGUUCUAGAUUUAUUGGCCGGGUCUCUGUCUUUGAGUUGUUUUGAGUUACCUUAGGUCGGAACUGAAUUUGGGUUCUUCCUAAUUUGUGAUUGAUUUGAUUCUUUUGGUGCAAAAAUCAGAUCUUGGAGGUUGGGUCUUUGUGUGAAGCGUGUGAAAAGAAAAAAAAAGAGAGAAGAAAUGGCUUGGGGUACCAAUUGCGGUUAUUGUUUCCAGGCAGGAAAUGAAGGGUAUGGAAUGGGUCUGGUAAGGAGUUCUUCAUUUGGGAGGAAAAGGGUUUCUUUAGCAUCAAAUGGGAUGAUGAAUAUUGAUUGUUUCGAACAAACUCCCCUCAAGAGACAGUGCAGUUUUGAGGCUUCGUUUCUAUAUUCAGACAAGUCUCCAUUGGAGGAACUACCUCAAGAAGUUCUGAUUAAGAUAAUUUGUGGGGUUGACCAUGAUGAUCUCAAGAGGCUUUUCUUUGUGUCAAAGUCUGUGAGAGAUGCGACUGUGAUUGCAAAGCAUGAGCACUUUGAAUACAAGACACCAAGGAAAACACUUGGUUUUUCAAAUGCUGCUGAUAUGGAGGAUUCCGGUGAGUUCAAUGAGGUUGAACGAGCUCCAAAACAAGUGAGGAUCCGAAAGUCCAGAUUGAACUUCGAGAAGAUGUCCGAUAUCGCAGUGGCCUUGUUUUCCCCAGAAGGUGAAGAUAGAUGGCCACGAAGGGAGCUAUUUAUGGAGGCCUAAAAUAGAAUCACUAUCUUGUUUGUGAUAAACUGUUGGAUGCUUCUGUGUAUAGUCAGUCCCUUUGUUGUAUAAUUAGUAAUUUAUAAUAGCAGAAGAUACAUAGAAAAGAAGGCAAUAGGAAAAUCUGAUUAGGCCUGUCAGGUUUGACAGAACAAUCUCUACAAGCCCCCGUUUCUUCAACUUGAUCAUUGAAGAUGUAUUUGGCUUGUUUAUACUUGUUUGUACAUGUAAUGGUUUUCUAGGGAUUUUGAUAAAGGAGCUGGGCUGCUGGCCGCCCUUAGUUUGCCAAAAGGUUGUAUAUAUAUGAGAUCUGAUGCUUUUCAAUGUAUCUCAUCAUUCAAGUUGGUUGAAUGGAAACAAUGAUUUCAUAAAUUUAUUGCUGCUCAUUUUUUAUUUUCAUGUUCAUUUCUAGUGUUUCGUUCCCUCUUGUAGUAUAUGUUUUUACUAGAAUGCUUUUGAGUUAUUUUUCAGUCAUGAAGGGACAAGCACUCAAACGAAACGAG
Messenger RNA from Oldenlandia corymbosa var. corymbosa, 1592 nucleotides. NCBI's taxonomy places the organism in Eukaryota, Viridiplantae, Streptophyta, Magnoliopsida, Gentianales, Rubiaceae. The record is from the annotation of a GenBank genome assembly.